Molecule: messenger RNA, 964 nt
Organism: Myotis lucifugus (little brown bat)
Lineage: Eukaryota; Metazoa; Chordata; Mammalia; Chiroptera; Vespertilionidae
Gene: TMEM263
Product: transmembrane protein 263
Exons: 3
Coding region: 200-550 (116 amino acids)
Source: RefSeq, a predicted model, not a curated record
GUCGCGGCGGCGCACGUCCGCAGCCAGAGGCCAGCGCCGCCGUCAACGGAGUCUUUGUCUCCGCAGCUGAGGAGGCGCCUCCGGAAACCCGCAACCGCCCGAGGCUGUGCCCGCCGCUCUAGCCUGCCUCAGCUCUUCUUGGUUCUGCCCGCUCCCUCCGCCGGCCCCGGCCCAGGCGGCGGCCCCGACCCCGGCGAUCAUGAAUCAGGCAGAUAAAAAUCAACAAGAUAUCCCAUCAUACCUUAGUGACGAACCACCAGAAGGAUCAAUGAAAGAUCACCCACAGCAGCAACCAGGCAUGUUGUCCCGUGUGACUGGCGGUAUUUUCAGUGUUACAAAAGGAGCUGUUGGUGCCACCAUUGGUGGUGUGGCUUGGAUUGGUGGAAAGAGUCUGGAGGUGACCAAAACAGCUGUUACAACUGUGCCUUCCAUGGGAAUAGGGCUGGUGAAAGGGGGCGUGUCUGCUGUGGCUGGAGGUGUUACAGCUGUUGGGUCUGCUGUUGUAAACAAAGUGCCCUUAACAGGAAAGAAGAAAGACAAAUCUGACUAAAACAUGGAGAUACAUUUGCUCUCUACAGCAUUAUGAUGCCAAUGGCAUUGAAUUGCUAAAUUAUGGACUACAACUAAGUCAACUGUUUUGGAUGUUUAUCUUCUUAAACUGCUGUGUUGAAAGUAUUGAUGACUGGCUUUCGUCUAAAAAGAAGAGACCAAUACUAGCACAGUGUAUGAAGGUUUCUCAUACUUAAAUUCCAGCUUUUUAUCUGGUAAAAUGUUACGCUUAUCAGCUGUAACUGAAGAUAUAUUUGAGUAUUUACUAUAAGUCUUUUAGUUUAACUAAAAAUGUGAAAGUUGAAUUUAGUGGAUGAUCUUUACAAUUCCAUAUGUAUAAUGUGCCAGGUAACACAUCUGUCCCUUAAAAAGGGAACCUUGAACUACAUAAACUGUAAUUUUGAUGUGCCUACUA